Molecule: messenger RNA, 4124 nt
Organism: Danio rerio (zebrafish)
Lineage: Eukaryota; Metazoa; Chordata; Actinopteri; Cypriniformes; Danionidae
Gene: rexo1
Product: REX1, RNA exonuclease 1 homolog
Cellular component (GO): nucleus
Molecular function (GO): nucleic acid binding; exonuclease activity
Source: RefSeq, marked provisional
UCGCGUUCGUCUGUCGCUCAUAAAAUAUGGCGUCGUAGGAAGUCUGUUGUUGUCCGAAAGAAAGUGGCAACAUACGGAUAUGCAAAUAACCACGCGUUUAGUGGCAAAACCUACCGGUUGAUCGGUAGAUAGUCUGACAGUGGUUAUGUUGAGAUCAACAGGGUUCUUUCGUGGGAUUGACUGCCCGUUUUACUGUCAGAAUAAUAAUGGGAAAUCAGGUGCUGAUGGGUGCAGCAGACCAUACUGUCACUUCAGGCACAGCAGACAAAGACGAGGCUCCUCUGGGAUAUACGACAUCAAAAAGACUAAAGCGCUUUCAUCGAAUCAAAACGAUCAAGAAUAUGAUCCAUUUAGUCCAGAGGUUGUAAGACCAAGAGAGCAGUAUAAUGGCGAGCCACCGUCGACGGGUCAGGAUGUGGACCUGGGUACAGCAGAGCUGGAGCUGGUCAAUCGGGCCAUUGAGGCUGUUCGCAGUGAGUUGGAAAGAGACAAGAAGAAGCUAUCUCAAAUCGGAGAUCAGGAAUAUGAGCCCACCACAAGCUCUGUCAAGAGACACAAACCCCCAGUACCGUCCCAUGAGGGCUAUGAUCCUGGGAGCUAUCAAAUGGACCAGGCGAGUGAAUACACCCCAUCCCCUCACUCCAGUAAAUACACUUUGGACACCGAGAACACCAAUGCCAAUGCGUUGGAGUAUGUGCCCACUGCUGUCUCCAAAUCAAAUAUUAAGAAGCUUACACCUCGGCCACCGUCCCACGCCAAGUGUAAAUACACCCUGGAUACUUCCAAACCAACAACAGAUAUGGAGUAUGAUCCUCUGUCGAACUAUUCGGCUAAGCCAACCAUUAAAGAACAAAAGACUUUGGCUUUAGCGGGACAGAGGAGAAAGAGAUUGUACUCUGAAAAACAAGGGGAAGCUGAGGAAUAUGUCCCAACUGUGAAGAAACCGAAGUCGUCGUUUACUAAAGCAGAUGUCCCAAAAUACACUGCAAGCUUCUCUGAAUCUGAUGAGGAAAGUUCUGGGACGGAGUAUCGCCCGGUGAAUGUAAGUCGUCUAAAGCACAACAGGAUUAAUAUUGGCUUGCCAAAGUCAAGUGCAAUGGGACAACAGAAAAAACAAAUAUCUAAAACAGACGCUUACUUUUCACCUUGCGAAUCGGAUGAUACAGAGUCUCAGGAUGUGAACAGGACAAACAAAAAGACAGACAAAAAGGUGUCUGCGAGUCAGACCAAAACUAAUAAAACAGAUAAAGUUAAAAAAGAGAACAAAGACUCCAAUAAGAAGAGUCAAAAAGAACAACAGGACAGUUCAAGUGUGGACAAGACGUCAAAGAGUUCAAGUAAAAAAGACAACAGUCAAAGUAAGAACAUUGAGGGAAGCAGUAAAUCCAAGGAAAAGUCACAUAAAGACAAAUCGGCGUCGAAGAGCGCUGAGGAAAAAGACAAGAAGGUAGUAAAAAUAAAGACUGAAAGUAGCCACAAGGAAAAAAAUAAAUCAAGUGACGGCAUUAAGAAACCCAAAAUGGACAAGCCUGUCAAAACAGAUAAGGUGUUAUCCAAAAUCAAAGACCAGAAGAAUGGAAAACUCGAGAGCGGCUCAAAGGAGAAGGACAAAAAGAAGAGCAGCAGCAGCAACACUAAGGAUAAAAGUAAAAAAAGCAUCUCAGUUCUUGACCACAAAGAGGCAAAGAAGACCAAACAGAGGAAUCUGAGCCACGUGGACUUGUUCGGCGCUGACAGUGCUGAAGAGGAAGAUGAGGAAGACGAGAGGAUUGUGAGGAAGUCGGCUUCUGCUUUUAAGCGAGGAGGCCUCGUCAAUAAUAAGAGGAAAAGCUCUUCGUCAUCAGAAGAUGAUUCUGAAGUGGAUGAAGAUGAUGGUGGUGUGGAUACAGAGGACUUCUCCUGUCUUCAGGAUGUGAUGGAGUACGACUCGGACCCCAUGGAGGAGUGUCUGCGGAUAUUUAAUGAAUCCAAGGAAGUGAAGAUGGAAGACAAAGGGAGACAAGCUAAGCAGCCUUCAAGGGAAACAGAGGAGGAAGACGAAGAAACAGAAAGCACUUUAACUACACUUUUUCCUGGCCAGAAGAAGAGGGUGUCUCAUUUUAAAGCUCAAGGAAAGUCUGAGACGACGAUGAACUCAGUGCCGAUGCAGCAGCGGAGGAUGACAGCACAGGAGAUCUGUUACCAGCGCAUGCAGAAAGCACAGCAGCAGGCAGCACAGCUAGCGGAGGCUGUAAAGACUGCAUCUGCAUCCGCAUCCAGCAACCCAGUGCUGGGAAUCUCUGGAGAGAAACGACGGGUGGCACACCGACCAAAUGCCUCCCUGCCCUCCUCAAAGCCUGCUGACGCCAGCAGUCGGGUGUUGUCACCCACAAGGGUGGUGACAGAUCAGCUUUCAGUAAAAGCUCAAACAUCGGCGGGUAUCCUGUCAAAGACCAUAUCUACUACAGUGCAGAAAAGAGUGGCUCACACACCCACUCUGAAGAGCUCUACCAUGAAGAGACCUGUCAUUCCUACUGAAUUCGGGGCCAAGGUGCCCACCAUUGUCCGCCAGCGUUACCUUAACAUCUUCAUCGAUGAGUGCCUGAAGUUCUGCUCCUCUGAACAGGACGCUUUCCAAUUAGCUCUUGAGGAAGAGAAGGUGGUUUAUGACAGAAGCAGCAGUAAAAACAUCUACCUGAAUGUGGCUGUGAACACGGUGAAGAAGCUCCGCAGCAGAAGCACGCCUGCGUCUCCUGUCACCAAGAGCCCGGCUGUAUCUGUGAACAAAAAAGCUCAGUCUCAUGAAGAAGUUCUUGGCGGACGGCUCGCUGCCACAACCAGCUUCACUAUUAACCGCUCCGGCAAACAGCAUGAUGUCAACCCUAAAGGUGCCAUUCUCUACAAGAAACUAAGAAAAUAUGCCAUGACAGAAGAGCAGCUGCAGGAGCACGGCUACCCUCUGCCUCAUCCAGAGAUAUCAGGACACGCUGUCGUCCAUAACCUACCAGAGAAGAAAAACAAUGACCCUUUUUCCAAAAUUUGCUGUCGAUGUGGAGCUGAGUAUAAGGUGAACUCUAACGGCAGCUGUGUGCGUAAAGAGGAGUGCAGUCAUCACUGGGGCAGGUUACGCAGAAACAGAGUUCCAGGAGGUUGGGAGACACUUUACAACUGCUGUUCAGGUGCGGUCGGCUCUCCUGGAUGUGAAGUGUGUAAACAACAUGUACAAGAUGGCCGAAAGGAAUCUUUGGAUGGUUUUGUAAAGACUUUUAGCAAGCCCUUGCCAGUAGAUGGUAAUGCCGGCGUCUACGCCUUGGACUGUGAAAUGUGCUACACAAAGCAAGGUCUGGAGCUGACCAGAGUGACCGUCAUUAACUCUGAACUCAAGGUGGUCUAUGACACUUUUGUCAAACCAGGGAGCAGAGUGGUGGAUUACAACACACGGUUUUCAGGUGUGACUGCGGAUGAUCUGGAAAACACCACCAUCAGCCUGCGGGAUGUCCAGGCGGUGCUGCUCAGCAUGUUCAGUGCAGACUCCAUCCUCAUCGGACACAGUCUAGAGAGCGACCUGUUUGCGCUCAAGCUCAUUCACAGCAUGGUUGUAGACACCGCUAUUGUGUUUCCUCAUCGUCUGGGCUUGCCCUACAAACGUGCUCUGCGUAACCUUAUGGCCGACUACCUCAAACGCAUCAUCCAGGACAACGUGGGAGGGCAUGACUCCAGCGAGGAUGCCAGGGCCUGCAUGGAGCUCAUGAUCUGGAAAAUCAAAGAGGAUGCCAAGGUGAAGAGAUGACCUCUGACCCUGACUUUUUUUUCUCUCUCUCUGUCUCUUUCUCUCUUUCUCUCUCUCUCUGUCCAUAUUACGACUCGCAAUGAUUGUCAAUGAACAGAGAGUCAAAGAGGAAGAGUCACUGGAGCUCUUCAUAAUGGGCUGCGCGUCACUUGGGUCGGAUAAACUGCAUCUGAGUAAAUCCUGCAGUCUAAAUGAGGGGCAAAGAAGUAGAAGGACUGACACAAAGCAGAGGAGAUUGCAGAGCCCAGAUCAUCACGGCUCCUAGCAACCCCGAGCUAACAAGCAAUCCUAAUUCCCACCAUGCUAAAACAGACCUUGUUAUGACCAUUAUCAUCAGCAGAAGUGGGCAUAGAUU